AUGCAUUGCGUCAGUGAAAUCAAAGACGCUCUCGCCCGAGCUCAAUCUAUCGACGAGACGCCCAAGCCUCUCAAACUUGGCCUCAUGAGAAUGUUCAAGCUCUGGCCAAUCGACAAUAUCAAGCACUGCCCUUACGAGCUCGCUCCUACGAGAUACAUCGAGUUUGAUGCCCCUUUCUACGAGAACUCCGGGCACAUGUAUUUACUUGCAGAAGAUGUCUGUUCAAUAGACAAAAACACGCCACCAGAGUAUCGCAGCACCAAAACUCACAACUUGGGAACAAGCGAAGAACCGGUAUAUAUCCAGGUCUUUGACGACAAUUACUUGACUCUCAAGAUCAGCCGCGAGACGGUAUUUUCAAACUGUGAGGAGGAUAUCCCUGGGAAUGCACCGUCAUUUUUUACAUACUAUGGUAUCUGUGAGAGAUAUAUGGUUGAUAAGGAAAAGCAGGAAUAUGAGGAAUGGGAGACUGAAGAAGAAAGUGGUGAAGAAUGA
Molecule: messenger RNA, 495 nt
Organism: Fusarium oxysporum Fo47
Lineage: Eukaryota; Fungi; Ascomycota; Sordariomycetes; Hypocreales; Nectriaceae
Exons: 2
Coding region: 1-495 (164 amino acids)
Source: RefSeq, a predicted model, not a curated record